This is a messenger RNA of Dioscorea cayenensis subsp. rotundata (Guinea yam), 5138 nucleotides long. RefSeq names its product ABC transporter C family member 10-like. The transcript is spliced from 14 exons. Lineage: Eukaryota; Viridiplantae; Streptophyta; Magnoliopsida; Dioscoreales; Dioscoreaceae. Gene Ontology annotation, biological process: transmembrane transport. Gene Ontology annotation, cellular component: vacuolar membrane; plant-type vacuole. The record is from RefSeq and is a predicted model, not a curated record. Gene Ontology annotation, molecular function: ATP hydrolysis activity; ATP binding; ABC-type transporter activity. The coding region runs from base 191 to 4858 and encodes 1555 amino acids.
GAGAUUAUCGAGAGCGAAAUGGUAACCAGAAGCAGGCAAGCGCCGAUCACGGAGAGCAAUAAAAGAAAACAAAGCCAAGAGAGCGAGAAAGAGCAAGAGUAGCAGAUUAGAAACAGCUCCAAUCGUAUCUAUUGCUCCCCACGGCCAUCUCCGUACUUGCCCUGCAGUCCGGCCUAUUUUGGCAGAAGGCAUGGCGCUGGCCUGGAAGGAAUCACCCUCGAACGAUACCUUCAUCACAUCCCGCGAGGAACUCGCUUUUCUUGUGCAUUCCCUCACAGUUCCUUCAUGCCCUUUCCCUCCUCCCUUCCCACCAUACGGACCGAUCCGUUCUUAUUCAAUUCCAUUUUCACUCUGUCAACAAUUAUUGGCCUCCUUCACUCCAUUUGUAUCUCUUUCUUUCUCUGGAUUUGAGUGUGUUGCAGAUUUGCCUUGCAUCGCAACACCAAGGAUUUUUAUUACGAGAAGCUUCUUAAAAUCAACCUUCCGAAGCAAUGGAUGCCGUCUUACGCGCUCGAAUGGCUUUUUGUGGUGGAUCAAUUUGCUCUUAUUAUGGUGGAGAUACUUGUGGCCUUGGCGGAUUCCUUUGUCAACAAGAAUGAUAAGCCUUCACUCAAUCUUUGGUUUAUCUAGUUCUUUGCAUAUUUCUUCUAUGGUCUUCAACUUCUGCAUGGGAGUGGCUUAUUUAAGCCUUGGGGUUUGGAUGCUUGAAGAAAAAUUAAAGAAUGGAACUGGGUUUUUCCCUCUGCAUUGGUGGCUUGUAGUGUUAUCUCAGGGUUUUAUCUGGUUGCUUAUGAGCUUAGUGGCAAGUAUAAGGAGCAAGCAGCUAGGAGAGGUUUUUAUCAGAAUAUGGAUUGGGUUUGCUGGUGUAUUUGCUGGAUUUCUCUGCACAUCCUCUAUAUUAGGCAUCCUUGUUGAGAAAAAGACAUCUAUCAGGAUUGUUUUAGAUGUGCUUUCACUACCAGGGGCUAUUUUACUUCUGCUUUGUGCAUUAAAAGGGACCAAAGAUGCAGAAGAUUGCCGGGGCAUCAAUAGUUCUCUGUAUACACUUUUAACUGGUGAAUUUGUUGCUGAUUCAUUUGAUUCUAACGAUCAUGUGACCCCUUUUGCAAAUGCUGGAUUCCUUAGCAAAAUGACAUUUUGGUGGUUAAAUCCAUUGAUGAAGAAAGGUUAUGUCAAGCCCUUGGAAGAGAAAGAUGUUCCUCAGAUGGGACAGGUUGAUCGAGCAGAGAGCCGUUAUUCUUUGUUUCUUGAACAACUGAACAGACAAAAGGUGGAUAAUCAAAUUGAUUCACCGUCUUUUUUAUGGGCAAUAGUCUAUUGCCAUCAAGCUGAUAUUUUAGUCUCUGGGUUUUUUGCAAUGCUUAGGGUGCUAACUUUGUCAGCUGGUCCUAUGCUUCUCAAUGCUUUCAUCAAAGUGUCAGUGGGCAAGGGAACUUUUAAGAAUGAAGGUUAUGUUCUGGCCUUGGGGAUGUUCUUGGUGAAAUGUUUGGAAUCUUUAUCCCAGAGGCAGUGGUAUUUCCGCACUCGACUGUUGGGGCUGAGAGUGAGGUCUUUGUUGUCAGCAGCUGUUUAUCAGAAGCAAUUGAGGCUUUCAAAUUCAGCCAAACUGAUCCAUUCAUCUGGGGAGAUCAUGAACUACGUGACUGUGGAUGCUUAUAGGAUAGGAGAAUUCCCAGUCUGGUUUCAUCAGAUGUGGACAACAAGUCUACAACUUGGCAUUGCUCUGGUGAUUCUUUACCAUGCUGUGGGUCUGGCCACAAUCUCAGCUAUGGUUGUCAUUGUACUGACUGUGCUUUGCAAUGUUCCUGUGGCCAAGCUACAGCACAAGUUUCAGACAAGGCUUAUGGAAGCUCAGGAUGUGAGGCUUAAGGCUAUGUCAGAGGCUCUCAUUAAUAUGAAAGUGCUGAAACUUUAUGCUUGGGAAAUACACUUCAGGAAGGUGAUAGAAAAGAUGCGGAUGGUGGAAUGUAAGUGGCUGUCAGCUUUUCAGCUGCAGAGAGCAUACAAUAGUUUCCUCUUUUGGUCCUCUCCAGUAUUUGUCUCUGCUGCUACUUUCUUGACAUGCUACCUUGUUGAUAUCCCUCUUUAUCCUAGCAAUGUCUUCACUUUUGUGGCAACAUUAAGACUUGUUCAAGACCCUGUCAGAUCAAUACCUGAUGUUAUUGGUGCUGUAAUUCAGGCAAAAGUUGCAUUUGCACGAAUUGCCAAAUUUCUUGAUGCAGCUGAGUUGCAAAAUGGGCAUUCUAGGAGGAGGUUAGACUUAAAGCACCCAAUUAUUAUAAAGUCAGCUAAUUUCUCCUGGGAGGGAAAUCCAUCAAAGCCCACUUUGAGGAACAUAAACCUACAUGUUAAACAUGCGGAGAAGUUAGCAAUUUGUGGUGAGGUUGGGUCAGGAAAAUCAACUCUUUUGGCUGCAAUUCUGGGGGAGAUUCCAUAUACAGAAGGCAUGCUUCAAGUUUGUGGAAAAGUGGCAUAUGUUUCUCAAACAGCUUGGAUUCAGACAGGAACUGUUCAAGAGAACAUUCUUUUUGGAUCCACCAUGGAUAGACAAAGAUAUCAGGAAACACUAGAAAAGUGUUCGUUGGUUAAAGAUCUUGAGAUGUUACCCUUUGGCGAUCUUACUGAAAUUGGAGAAAGAGGGGUGAAUCUCAGUGGUGGCCAAAAGCAGCGCAUUCAAUUAGCUCGUGCUCUCUAUAAAGAUGCAGAUAUAUAUCUGCUGGAUGAUCCUUUCAGUGCUGUUGAUGCCCAUACAGCCACUAGCCUGUACAAUGAAUAUGUCAUGGGGGCUUUGUCAACAAAGACGGUCCUGUUGGUAACCCACCAAGUGGAUUUCCUUCCUGCCUUCAAUUCUAUUUUGUUAUUGUCAGGUGGGGAAGUUCUGCGUGCUGCUCCUUAUCGUGAACUCUUAACUACAAGCAAAGAAUUUCAGGACCUUGUCAAUGCGCAUAAAGACACUGCUGGUUCUGGAAGACAUGAAGAUGCUGUCUCCCAUAAAAGAAAUGAGGCAUCCCGCAGAGAGAUUAAAAAUGCCUACAAGAACCGACAGCAAAACAAGGUGAAAUUAGCAGGUGUGGACCAACUAAUAAAGAAAGAGGAGAGAGAGAAGGGAGAUACAGGUUUAAGACCGUAUUUGCAAUACCUCAAUCAGAAUAAGGGCUUCUUGUAUUCCUCACUGGCUGCUCUUUCUCAUGUAAUAUUCAUAGCUGGGCAGAUUUCACAGAACUCUUGGAUGGCCACCAAUGUUCAAAAUCCUGACAUCAGCACAUUGCAUUUAAUCUCAGUGUACCUAGCAAUUGGUUGUAGCACUGCCAUCUUCUUGCUGUCUAGGUCUGUAUUUGUGGUUGUGUUGGGACUCCAAUCAUCAAAAUCUUUGUACACUCAGCUUCUUAACUCAUUGUUCCGUGCACCAAUGUCAUUCUUUGACUCUACUCCUUUGGGUAGGAUACUGAGUAGGGUUUCUUCUGAUCUGAGUAUAGUUGACCUUGAUGUUCCAUUCAGUUUGAUCUUUAGCAUCAGUGCUGCCAUGAAUGUAUACAGCAAUCUUGUGGUCUUGGCUGUUGUUACCUGGCAAGUCUUAUUUGUUUCUAUUCCAAUGGUCUAUCUGACCAUCCGGCUACAGGGGUAUUACUUAGCUUCUUCAAAAGAGUUGAUGCGGAUCAAUGGCACGACAAAAUCUCUUGUGGCUAACCAUCUAGCUGAAACUGUAUCAGGCGCAAUAACAAUAAGAGCUUUCGAAGUGGAAGAUAGGUUCUUUGCCAAAAAUCUGGAGCUCAUUGACAAGAAUGCUAGCCCAUUCUUCCACAAUUUUGCAGCAAGUGAAUGGUUGAUACAACGAUUAGAGACCAUGGGUGCUGCUGUUCUUUCUACAUCAGCCCUUGUUAUGGCUUUGCUUCCUCCAGGAACAUUAAAUUCUGGAUUUGUGGGAAUGGCAUUGUCAUAUGGCUUUUCACUAAAUAUGUCUCUCGUCUUCUCAAGUCAAAAUCAAUGCACACUGGCAAAUUACAUCAUCUCUGUAGAAAGGCUAAAUCAAUACAUGCACAUAUCGAGUGAGUCCCCAGAAGUGAUUGAAGCCAAUCGACCUCCACCUACUUGGCCUGCUAUUGGUAAAGUAGAACUCCUGGAUUUGAAGAUACAAUAUAGACCGGAUACUCCCCUUGUUCUUCAGGGAAUUAACUGCACAUUUGAAGGGGGGCACAAGAUUGGAAUAGUUGGACGGACUGGAAGUGGGAAAACAACGCUAAUAAGUGCGUUGUUUCGCCUUGUUGAACCAGUUGGAGGAAGAAUUAUUAUAGAUGAUAUUGACAUUGCAAUAAUUGGACUCCAUGAUCUUAGGUCACGUUUCGGAAUCAUUCCUCAAGAUCCAACACUAUUUAAUGGAUCAAUCAGAUUCAAUUUGGACCCUUUAGGACAGCAUACAGAUCGGCAGAUAUGGGAGGUUUUGGAGAAAUGCCAGCUAAAGGAAGCUGUACAAGACAAGGAAGAGGGUUUGGACUCACUGGUCGUAGAAGAUGGUUCAAACUGGAGCAUGGGGCAACGGCAGUUGUUUUGUUUGGGGCGAGCCCUACUAAGAAAAAGUCGGAUAUUAGUUCUUGAUGAAGCUACUGCAUCCAUUGAUAAUGCGACAGAUGCUAUCCUUCAAAAGACUAUUCGAACAGAAUUUGCAGAUUGCACAGUUAUUACAGUUGCACAUAGGAUUCCAACAGUGAUGGACUGCACAAGGGUGCUUGCUAUUGCUGAUGGGAAAACAAUAGAGUAUGAUGAGCCGAUGAAAUUAAUGAAAACAGAUGGGUCUCUAUUUGCGGAGCUUGUCAAAGAGUACUGGUCACAUACAGCAAAUGAUGACUUCCUAUCCUACUGAUUUACAAUGAAGUUUGUGAAUACAUUCGGCUUUAAACAAUCUAUUGAUGGGAUUUUGAAGAGGAAGCAAAGCAGCCCCAUCUUCCAUGUUAUAAAUAGAAUAAAGCUGCAUCAGCCUUGAGAAUUUUGUCUACCAAACCUGUGAUUUGGAAGUGUAAGAGCCACUACAUAGGUUUUCUUUGCUUUUCUUUUGGUAAUGUGUUCAUAAGGUUUGAUUUUUUGGAUUGCAUAUUCAGUAACCUAUAUCUAUGGUAUCUACAGUACUUUUUUCUGUUUGUACA